CACGUAACUUCUGAGGGAUACAUAGCCUCCUCGGUUAGUCUCAAACGCAACUGUUACAUCAAGUCGCUAUAAAAUACCCCUUCGUGAGUGAGAGCCAGGACUUUCCACAGCUUUUUCAAGCAGUACAAGUGCGACGGACGGUAAGGAUCAAACAUGGCGGCGGAACCCAAGGUCAACGUGAGGGUCAAACCCGAGGACUUCGCAAGAAUGACAAAGAAGUUGACGCAUGAGCAGAUCAUGGAGUUCCGUGAGGCGUUCAGCGCGAUAGACCAGGAUGGUGACGGGGUGAUUAGGUCGAAGGAGCUGGGGAAGCUGAUGCGGGCCAUGGGGGAGAACCCCACCGAGCAGGAGGUGGAGGAGAUAGUUGUGCAGCUGGACCUGGACGGUGAUGGAACUAUCGAUUUCCCAGAAUUCCUCAACGUCAUGGUGAAGAGGCUGUUCGCAUCGGAGGAUCAGAAUGAGUGGCUGAGGAGCGCUUUCCGUGCCUUCGACAUGGACGGCAGUGGAUACAUCAGCCUUCCCGAGCUUGAGCACGUGAUGACUGAGAUGUGCGACAACAUCACAGACGACGAAAUCAAAGAGAUGUUUGACCUGUUCGACGUCAACAAGGACGGCAGGCUGAGCUUCCAAGAGUUUUCAACCAUACUGAGAUUAGACGACGACCAAUCCUGGGGACUUACAACUUCAAAGUGAUGAGACUCAAUGCCAAAUCAUCUGUCAACAAUUCAUCAGAAUUACCCGUGAGUGCAGCACGUGAAUAGGGGUCGCGGUGUGCUGUCAACUUCAAAGGGGUUCUUGUGACUCUUUACCCGUGUGCACGUGUUUCACUUUUUUGU
This is a messenger RNA of Branchiostoma floridae (Florida lancelet), 836 nucleotides long. Its product is annotated as calmodulin-A-like. Gene Ontology annotation, molecular function: calcium ion binding. The coding region runs from base 154 to 693 and encodes 179 amino acids. NCBI's taxonomy places the organism in Eukaryota, Metazoa, Chordata, Leptocardii, Amphioxiformes, Branchiostomatidae. The record is from RefSeq and is a predicted model, not a curated record. The transcript has 7 exons.